Closterium sp. Naga37s-1 is the source of this 357-nucleotide messenger RNA. The record is from the annotation of a GenBank genome assembly. NCBI's taxonomy places the organism in Eukaryota, Viridiplantae, Streptophyta, Zygnematophyceae, Desmidiales, Closteriaceae.
AUGCCUCGAUGGGAGGGUACUAUUUCCGGCCGGGCACGGGGGGCGGCAAGAGCAUGUGGCACAUCUACCUGCCGCACGGGGGGUGGUGCCUCUCGCCUGGCCAGUGCCUCCGCAGGAGCAAGGCGUGGCUCGGCAGCAGCACCUUCUAUCCUCAAGACCCCCUCAACGCGGUACGAUGAUGCUCUCUCCCUUACGGCCCCUUUCCUUCUUAACGUCAACGAGUGCCUCCAAAGGAUCAAGGCACCGCUCGGCAGCAGCACGUUCUAUUGUCAUGAUCCCACCAACGCGGUACGCUGCUCUCUCCCCUUUAAAGCCUCCCAAGGCGCCACUCUGCAGCAGCACCUUCUAUCCUCGUGA